Molecule: messenger RNA, 803 nt
Organism: Drosophila melanogaster (fruit fly)
Lineage: Eukaryota; Metazoa; Arthropoda; Insecta; Diptera; Drosophilidae
Exons: 2
Coding region: 45-686 (213 amino acids)
Cellular component (GO): nucleolus
Molecular function (GO): nucleic acid binding; RNA binding
Source: RefSeq, marked reviewed
CGUGCACUACAAAAUUUAUUUGACCCACGAGAACGUAAACUACAAUGAAGGAAAUAAAAAGGAAAUCAAAGCCAAAACGCAAGCCCACUCGCAUGGAAGUGGAGGAGAUUGAGACCUCGGAUAAACCACAGCCAGAGGAUGGUGAGUCUGCGAAUGGGGAGGCAAAUCCCUCGGAUGAAGGCGAUGAAAUGGAGCUGGCCAGCUUCAAAGCCGCCUGCAGUUCCUCGGAUCCCGCGAAGAAAAUCAAGAAGGGCAUCAUCUACAUAUCCAACAUACCCAAGCACAUGACCUUGACCCGCCUGCGGGAAAUCUUGGGCGAGUACGGCGGCAUCGGCAGAGCUUUCCUGCGGUCGCAGUCAAGUAAGCAUCAUAAUAUCCUCUUCGCCGAGGGUUGGGUGGAAUUCAAGUCGAAACAUGUGGCCAAACAGCUCGUUCUACUGCUGAACAAUAAGCAGAUAUCCACGCGCAAUAAUUCCCCAUUCUAUUACUCACUGUGGAGCAUGGAGUACCUGCCGCGCUUCAAGUGGGCCCGUCUAGCCGAGCUCAUGAACUUCGUGCAGGUCACCAACUCCCAGAACCAUCUCGAGUUCCUCAAGAAGAAGGCGAAGGAGGCCAAGGAAGUCAAGAAAGCCAUGAAGGUUCUGGCUGACAGACUUCUUGAGUUACCGCUAGACUCUAACAUCUAAUAUUAACCAGACUGCAAAUAUACUUAAAUUAAGUAGAUCAGAAUGUGUUUUUUUAUGUAUUAUUAAACGUUUUCUUUUUAAUUCCAAUAAAGGAAGAGCUAGAGCCUUUGGAUUAUC